GCGGGCGGUGACGUGUUAUUUGUGGGACGGCGCCGGUCCCCGGAUGUACCGCGAUGCCGAAGGUGAAGCGAAGCCGAAAGCCGCCUCCUGAUGGCUGGGAGCUGAUUGAACCCACCCUGGAUGAACUGGACCAGAAAAUGCGGGAGGCUGAAACUGAACCUCAUGAAGGGAAGAGGAAAGUAGAAUCAUUGUGGCCUAUCUUCAGACUCCACCACCAGCGAACACGUUACAUAUUUGAUCUGUUCUAUAAAAGAAAGGCAAUUAGCAGAGAGCUCUAUGAUUAUUGCAUAAGGGAAGGAUAUGCUGACAAGAAUCUCAUUGCGAAGUGGAAGAAACAGGGCUAUGAGAAUCUGUGCUGUCUUCGCUGCAUCCAAACCCGAGAUACCAAUUUUGGAACAAACUGCAUCUGCAGGGUACCCAAGAGCAAGCUUGAAGUGGGCAGGAUUAUUGAGUGCACACACUGUGGAUGCAGAGGCUGCUCUGGUUGAAUUUGUCUGUAUUGGAUGUAAGGGGUUUUAGUUUAUGUAUAAUCACUUUUAUUUUGAGUCAAUAUAUGGACCAUAAUUAGGACAAGAUGUACUCUGUAUGCUAUGGCUGUCUUCUAACUAGUUUUUUUUUCUCAAAAUGGAAUAUAAUGAAUUAAAAUGUAUUUUAAAAGUGAA
Molecule: messenger RNA, 662 nt
Organism: Rhincodon typus (whale shark)
Lineage: Eukaryota; Metazoa; Chordata; Chondrichthyes; Orectolobiformes; Rhincodontidae
Gene: bud31
Product: BUD31 homolog
Exons: 4
Coding region: 54-488 (144 amino acids)
Biological process (GO): mRNA splicing, via spliceosome
Cellular component (GO): nucleus; spliceosomal complex
Source: RefSeq, a predicted model, not a curated record